AUAGAAUGUUUUUUUUAUUUAUUUUUGUGUUAAUUUCAUGAAUUAAACUUUUAAACUAAACCAAAAAAAUAUAAAAAUGAAUAUAAACAAGCAAAAUUACGUGAAAAAAAUUAAAGUUAAUUACGAUAACUGUGAUAAAUGUGUCUACGCUAUGGUAAACUGGAAGGAAAAUGAUUCUGAUCUAUUUGAAAUUCAUAUAUUUGAUCAAGAAAAUAUCUGGACAGGCAGUUUUUCUCGUGAGGCUGCUAAAAUUUUCAGUAAGGACAUAUUAGAAGAUGUAGAUAAAUACUGUGCAAGUGUGAAAGAAGCAUUAACAAAAGAGAGCAGAUUAUACUCAUAUACAUUGAGUUCUUUUGAAGUUCCGGCACAGUUUGUCUGGAAAAAGCAAGCUGAGAAAAAAAGUAAAGUAAUAUUUCUACACGGCAAAGUACUCCUACAUAAAGCAAAAGACAAAAACAAAGACUCUUUAAUAGACUAUCUCCUUAAUGAAAACAAUCAGCUAAAGCAGAAUGUAGAACAUUUGAACACAAAAAUUCAAACCAUAAGUUAUGAACUCGACAAAAGUAAAAAUUAUUUGCAACAGUUUCUAGAUAAUAAAAUAGCUAUGGAGAAGAAUUUAUAUGGAAAAUUUGCGAAACUUUUGAAUGCCAAGAAAAGAAGAAUAACGCUGCUACAGGAGACAUUGAGCAGCAUCACAGAGGCAGACCAGUGAACAUCAAAAUUAUUGCUUCAAAUUAUAAUUUAUAUACUGUGACUAAAAUAAAAUAAUGUUGUUUAAAACAA
Messenger RNA from Plutella xylostella (diamondback moth), 783 nucleotides. RefSeq lists its product as uncharacterized. Lineage: Eukaryota; Metazoa; Arthropoda; Insecta; Lepidoptera; Plutellidae. Gene Ontology annotation, biological process: positive regulation of ligase activity; double-strand break repair via nonhomologous end joining; DNA recombination. The record is from RefSeq and is a predicted model, not a curated record. Gene Ontology annotation, cellular component: nucleus; DNA ligase IV complex; DNA-dependent protein kinase-DNA ligase 4 complex. Gene Ontology annotation, molecular function: DNA binding.